This is a messenger RNA of Lachancea meyersii CBS 8951, 951 nucleotides long. The record is from the annotation of a GenBank genome assembly. NCBI's taxonomy places the organism in Eukaryota, Fungi, Ascomycota, Saccharomycetes, Saccharomycetales, Saccharomycetaceae.
AUGAAAUUCCUGCAAUUGUGUUUGGCACUUGUGGGUCUUCAAUAUGUCACUGCUCAAAACUUUUACGACAAAAAUGCCGAUAUUGCAGAGUUGACGCCUAAGACAUUUGACAAAGUAGUCCAUCGGACAAACUACACCACACUGGUAGAGUUCUAUGCCCCUUGGUGCGGCUAUUGCCAACAGCUGAAGGGAAUCAUGAAAAAAGCUGCAAAAAAUCUAGAUGGCAUUGUACAAGUCGCAAGCGUGAAUUGCGAUGAGGCCAAAAACAAACAAUUGUGCGCCCAGUACCGUGUUGAAGGGUUUCCAACGCUGAUGGUGUUCCGUCCACCAAAAUUUGAUCUCAACAAAAGUCCAGAAGACAGAAUUCGUUUGGGAAACCAUGCGAGUGAGGUAUACAAAGGCGAAAGAAAGCUCAGGCCUUUAGUCGAUUUCUGCGUAUCCCGCGUCAAGAACUACGUGAACAGAAUCCAAAGACUGGAAAAGCUAGUGGACACACUUAGUGCGAAGCCCAACUCUAGAUUGAAAGCUGUUCUUUUCUCUCAGAAAGAGAAAAUCUCUCCGAUGUACAAGAGUUUGGCGCUCGAUUGGUUGGGCGCCAUAGACUUUCAUGUGUUCCUCAAUUCGAAACUACGAGACUCAGCAGAUCAUUUGAAGAAGCUGCCCAAUGACACGAAGGACUUGUUCUUGACAUUACAAGAGACGCAAGUUGAAUCUGAACUCAGUAAGUUGGUGAUCUUUGACACCGAGACUCAAAAACACUACGUUUAUGACGGUUCCUCUUUCGAUAAAGCUAGCCUCUGGAGAUUUUUAUCGCAAUGGGCUCAAUCGCGUGAGGGUCCCUUCACCAAACGUCAGGCAUAUUUGGAUGGUGUUAAAUCUAACUCUAAAAAAGUUCGUAACAAGAACAAGAAGAACAAAGCUGCAGAGGAAAAUCCUCACGAUGAGCUGUAA